UUAUUUAUGCUCUUUGCGCUUCAGUCAAAUAAAUGGCGUCCAAGUGGAAAUGUACGUAAUUUUGUGCGUAUGUAAUGAAUGAAAUGUUUUCGUGAUGUUUUUAAAAGUGAAAAUGAAAAAUAGCGGAAAUAAUAAGUAAUGAUAUGUGUUAUAAAAUAGAGUUACCAAGCUCUUUUAAUGAAGGGAACCAUAGAAAUGUUAAUAAAUUUCAAUUAACAAGUUAUAUCUUUUAAAAUUAAAAUGAACGAAGAAAUAGAUAUAAAACCGCCAGAGGAAAGGCCUGCUUGGCCCCCAGCCGAGGUUUUAAACAUUAACUCUAUACCAACACCACAUAUCAACAUGACAAUGCCUACAACCCCACAAGGGACUCCCGUAAACCCGAGCACCUUUCCCGAAUACGACUUGCCACCGGAAAUAUCCCAGCAGGGCUGGAGAAAGUUCUGGUCUAAACGUGAGAACCGACCGUACUUUUGGAACAAACAAACCGGAGAAAGCUUAUGGGAGAUGCCGGUCGUUAAACCUCACUUCGAUCCGAUUACCGAUCCCCUCGGUAUAUGCCAUCCGCCCGGGCCACCUGUCGGAUUACCCAUAGUUACAAGUCCGGUUUCUAUCAUAAAGAGGAGGCCUUCCGAAGAAAUCGGAGGCCCGCAAAUAAAAAAAUUUGUUUUGGCCGGUCCAUGGGACUUGGACAUACCGACGAACGUCAUCAUUUUGGAACGGCCGCCCUGUAACUAUAUGCAUUCGCAUCCUGAAAUUGAGGGGUAUCGAUGCGGGCUGUUGGCCAAGUUACGUCAGUGUUACCAGGAGCUGUGCCAUUCGAGAGAGUCGAUCGAUGCGCCGAAAGAUUCGUUUAAUCGGUGGUUGAUGGAGCGAAAAGUGAUAGAUACAGGUAUUGAUCCAUUGCUGCCAAGUAAUUGCUACCCAGAGAUAUCUCUCGCAAUGUACAAAGAAAUAAUGAACGACAUCCCGAUCAAGUUAAUCAGGCCGAAAUUUACCGGGGACGCGAGAAAGCAACUUUCGAGGUACGCGGAGGCCGCGAAAAAGAUAAUGGAAUCCCGAAACGCGGAAGCGGAAAGUCGAAAGGUUGUGAAAUGGAAUGUGGAUGAGACGUUCCAGUGGUUGAGGCGGACGGUCGGCGCUACCUAUGACGAUUUUCAGGAUCGCCUAGCUCACCUCAAGUCUCAGUGCCAGCCUCACUUAACAGAAACGGUUAAACCGUCUGUCGAAGGAAUAUGUUUGAAAAUUUAUAAUCUCUCGUCUGAGUACGCGAAAAAAGUGCGUGAGAAGAGCGGCACUGCGUUAAAAGAUCAAAAUAUUGACAUGCCCGUACCACUUACCAUGGUUAGCACGCGGAAAGUGUGGUGUUAUCCAAUUCAGUUUGCCAUGGGCUGUCCACGGCUACCCGUAGUGGAGUAUAUACCUGACCGAGACCAGGCUAUGAUCAGAUUUCAGGGUGACACACUUGCCAUUAACACUACUCACCUUCAGAAACUGGAGCACUUGUAUAGGCAUAGCUGUUUUGAUGAUAAAAAAUUCGAAUUAUUUAUAGCAAGGGUGUGGGUGAUGUUAAAACGCUAUGCAACAUUCUUAGGGGUUAAUCCGUCUUUAACUACUGCAAAUGCGGAUUGCCAAGAUACUCAAGCUUCGCUGCCUGUCACCGUAUUUGAAUGCUUACAAAGAAUGUUCGGCGUAAGCUUUGAAUGUUUCGCUUCGCCUCUUAACUGUUAUUUUAAACAAUACUGCUCCGCAUUUGCCGACUGUGAUUCAUAUUUUGGAAGUCGAGGGCCUUUUCUUCAAUUAAAAGCUGUUUCGGGUUCAUUUGAAGCUCAACCUCCUUAUUCAGAAGAAUUAAUGGAAUCUGCAGUGGAUCAUAUGGAAAGGCUACUAAACGACAGUCCAGAACCGCUUAGUUUUAUAGUAUUUAUGCCAGAUUAUCGAGAACCAACUCCUAAUGGACUACUCCGGUUAGAGUCCAGUCAGUUCAAAAAGAAACAAGUGACAGUUCCUGCUUAUGAGCAUGAGUAUAGGCAUGGGUUUCAACAUGUACUGAAUCGAUCAGAAUUAAAUAUUAGAUCAUCUCAUGGAACGGUAAUCGUGUGGUUGCAAAAUUUAUCAGGCUAUCAAAAGUGGGGACCGACGGAAGAACGAGUCGAAGCCCUAUUGGAGGCCUUCCGUCCUGGCCGGGAAAGGGAAAGAGAUCGACAGGAAUUACUUAGUCCGACGCGACAAGGUAAUGCGACCGAUAACAAGGAGGUGCUAGUGCAUUAGGUUACAAUGUAACUUUAUACUUUGUUUUUAUAUUUUUUUAUAUAUAUUGUAUUUUAUGUAUAUGUUGUUUUUUGCAAAAUUUUAUUGUUUACUAGCAAUAUCGCGAUAUUACGAUGUUAGAACAUCAAAAGAUGGAAAAUGUACCUGACCUUUAUUUUAAAAAUUUGGGGUUUAUAUGAAUUUUUUUAUAUGGGGACGAUUUGGUUCAAAGUGUACAUUUGACUAUUUUAUCCUUAAAUCUCAAAUUUUCAAAAGCGAUGUAAAUAGAAUCACGGUUUUCUCUGUAAUAUAACUAUCAUCUUUAUUUCUACAUUAUUUUUAAUUUUGUACUAAUAUAGCCUUAGUAUGGACGCGUACGCGUUUCUGUUGCAGACAAUAUACAAAAAACGUUCGUUUUGAUUUAGGAUUUUGCAAGUACGCAUCAUCGAUAAAAUAAUGUAAAAAGUGUUUCCAAGGUUAUUAUGGUUGUUUUUCUACAAUUUUAGAUGCGCAUGAAACCUCUACGGCAAUUUUUUAACUGACCCUUUUUUAUCUUUGAAUUCAUAUGUAAAUCUUUUGUAUACUUUUCCCUAAUAUUUUUCUUUAAUUUGUGAAUUAACUGCAAUUUAGGGUCUCAAAUCAUCAUACAUCCAUAACCAUUUGUUGUUUGUACAUACCAUUGUUGAGUGUUUGUUUUUAUACAUUAAAUGUGUGCCCUGUAUGUGUGUGGUUUGUAUUCGUCCAUGAUUUUUCUUUGCAAUUGCCUUAUAAGUUUCACGUAGAUACUAAAAUUGUGUACAUCAGAACGCCAUGUAAUGAGUAUCGCUCAUAUACAAGUGGUUUCUUCGCGGAAUUGAUUGUUCUGGUUAUAAUUCAGUUUUUGGACCUUGGCAUUCUAGUAUUAUUGUGAUAUUUGACAUUUAAUUCUAUGGACAAUUUGGUAGCCUCUGCUGUGAGACUAUACAUAAAAUUUUUUGCGAAGGUUUAUUGUGUGCAACAAUUCGCCUACGGAAUAAGUGAGAGUGCUGUAAAAUAUAUUGUUUUAUAAAAUGUUUGUAAUUAUCUGUAUUUAUAAAAUGAAAAAUUAUAUUAGAUUUAUAGUGUCAAAAUUUGUAUUUUAAAAAUUUAUGCGGAAUAAAGAAAUCGAAACUUUUA
Photinus pyralis (common eastern firefly) is the source of this 3402-nucleotide messenger RNA. It is a transcript of the gene Pcif1, whose product is annotated as mRNA (2'-O-methyladenosine-N(6)-)-methyltransferase. Gene Ontology annotation, molecular function: mRNA (2'-O-methyladenosine-N6-)-methyltransferase activity; RNA polymerase II C-terminal domain binding. NCBI's taxonomy places the organism in Eukaryota, Metazoa, Arthropoda, Insecta, Coleoptera, Lampyridae. Bases 241 to 2268 code for a protein of 675 amino acids. The transcript is spliced from 6 exons. Gene Ontology annotation, cellular component: nucleus. The record is from RefSeq and is a predicted model, not a curated record.